This is a messenger RNA of Aspergillus ibericus CBS 121593, 1374 nucleotides long. It is a transcript of the gene hmgA, whose product is annotated as putative homogentisate 1,2-dioxygenase (HmgA). Gene Ontology annotation, biological process: L-phenylalanine catabolic process. The transcript has 4 exons. NCBI's taxonomy places the organism in Eukaryota, Fungi, Ascomycota, Eurotiomycetes, Eurotiales, Aspergillaceae. The record is from RefSeq and is a predicted model, not a curated record. Gene Ontology annotation, molecular function: homogentisate 1,2-dioxygenase activity. The coding region runs from base 1 to 1374 and encodes 457 amino acids. Gene Ontology annotation, cellular component: cytoplasm.
AUGCCUGUGACCGAUUUCAAGCACGCCGAUCCAUACUCCUACCAAACUGGCUUUGACUCUUACCAUGAGACUGAAGCUAUCGAGGGGGCUCUUCCUGUAGGACAGAACUCACCACAGAAGGCACCAUAUGGACUCUACGCCGAGAAGCUUUCGGGAACUGCAUUCACCGCUCCUCGACAUGAAAAUCGGCAAACCUGGGUGUACAGGAUCCUCCCCGCAGCCGCCCAUGAGAAUUUCGUGGCCGAGGAUGGUGACUCCUACCACACUCAUAUGACAACUGAAACCCAGAAGCUUCACCACAUUCCUAACCAGCUGCGCUGGGACCCAUUCGACCUGGAUGAGACCGUUGACUGGGUUCACGGUCUUCACCUCAUUGCCGGUUCCGGGGAUCCCACCCUUAAACACGGCCUGGGAAUCCUUCUCUACGCGGCGGGAAAGGACAUGGGAAAGGAAGCCUUCUACUCGGCUGAUGGUGAUUUCUUGAUCGUGCCCCAGCACGGUGUGCUGGACAUCCAGACCGAGCUGGGACGACUCCUGGUUCGCCCGAACGAGAUCUGUGUGAUUCCUCGUGGUGUGAGAUACCGUGUGACUCUUCCUGCAGGACCCGUGAGGGGAUACAUCUGUGAGCUUUACCAGGGCCACUAUCAGCUUCCUGAACUGGGCCCGAUUGGAUCCAACUGCCUGGCCAACAUACGAGACUUCCAAGCCCCGGUGGCUUCCUUUGACGACGAGGAAGAGCCGUCAGAAUAUCGCUUGUACAGCAAAUUCAACAACACCCUCUUCUCAGCACGCCAGAGUCAUACUCCCUUCGACAUUGUUGCCUGGCACGGGAACUACUACCCCUACAAGUACGAUUUAGGUCGCUUCAACACGGUCGGCUCGAUUUCCUUCGACCACCCCGAUCCGUCCAUCUUCACUGUCCUCACUGGCCCGUCCGACCACACCGGCACAGCGAUUGCCGAUUUUGUCAUCUUCCCGCCCCGUUGGCUGGUGGCGGAGAAAACGUUCCGACCGCCAUGGUAUCACCGCAACACCAUGUCGGAAUUCAUGGGACUGAUCUGCGGUGGUUAUGAUGCCAAGACUGGCGGAGGGUUCCAGCCAGCGGGCGCCAGUCUGCACAAUGUCAUGAGUGCCCACGGGCCGGACAAGGAUGCCUUUGAGGGCGCCAGCAAUGCCGAGCUGAAGCCGCAGAAGGUUGGCGAGGGGAGCAUGGCCUUUAUGUUCGAGAGCUGCCUCAUGGUCGGAGUGUCCGAAUGGGGUCUGAAGACCUGCAAGAAGGUGCAAGAGGAGUACAACGCACACAGUUGGCAGCCCUUGCAGAGGCAUUUCAAGAACCCGAAGAAAUCGGUGGACAUCAGACAGGCUGACCAGUAG